Gastrolobium bilobum is the source of this 2195-nucleotide messenger RNA. Its product is annotated as ABC transporter G family member 21-like. The record is from RefSeq and is a predicted model, not a curated record. Gene Ontology annotation, molecular function: ATP binding; ATP hydrolysis activity; ABC-type transporter activity. Gene Ontology annotation, cellular component: membrane. The transcript has 5 exons. The coding region runs from base 1 to 2043 and encodes 680 amino acids. Lineage: Eukaryota; Viridiplantae; Streptophyta; Magnoliopsida; Fabales; Fabaceae.
AUGAUGCCCCCCGAGCAAGAAGCCACUAUUGCACCAAACAUUCCAGCCAGCACAAACCGAACCGAGAACAGUUCGGUCCACGUCGAACCAGAGGGUUCUACAACCAACAAAGUUAAACCCAGUUCCGAUCAUGAUGAUGAUAAUGGCAUUCCUGCACAACCUCAACCUCAACCAACAUCGUCACCAGCAAAGUUUUCCAUUAUUCACCAAUCCUUGCGUCCUGUUACCCUCAAAUUUGAAGAUGUUUCUUACAACAUAACCUUCCCAAGCAAAAAUAACGGUUGUGUUUUACCUAAAGAGCCAAAGCUAAGGAGGAAAAUAAUCACCGGCGUGAGUGGCAUAGCGGGUCCCGGCGAGUUAACGGCAAUGCUGGGUCCCUCAGGGAGCGGCAAGACGACCCUGCUCACCGCCCUGGCGGGGAGGCUCGCCGGAAAAGUCUCCGGAAGCAUAACAUACAAUGGCCACACUGACUCCAGUUUCAUGAAACGCAAGAUAGGGUUUGUGUCACAAGAUGAUGUUCUAUACCCUCACCUCACAGUGCUUGAAACACUCACCUAUGCUGCUUUGUUGAGGCUUCCAAAGACUCUCACCAAAGAAGAGAAAGUGGAGCAUGCUGAGAGGAUCAUCACGGAGCUUGGCCUCACACGGUGUCGUAACACCCCUGUUGGUGGCUGCAUGGCCUUGUUCCGUGGCAUUUCGGGUGGGGAACGAAAACGGGUCAGUAUCGGGCAGGAGAUGUUGGUUAACCCGAGUUUGUUGUUGUUGGAUGAACCGACUUCCGGCCUCGACUCCACGACGGCUCAGCUCAUCGUGUCGGUGCUCCGGGGUCUCGCCCGGGGUGGCCGGACGGUGGUGACCACCAUUCAUCAGCCAUCAAGCCGGUUGUACAGGAUGUUUGAUAAGGUGGUGGUGUUGUCUGAUGGGUACCCGAUAUACAGUGGGCAUUCGGGUCGGGUCAUGGAUUAUCUUGAAUCCAUUGGGUAUGUGCCAGCUUUCAACUUCAUGAACCCGGCAGAUUUUCUGCUUGACCUUGCUAAUGGCAUAGUUGCUGAUGUCAAACAUGAUGAUCAGAUAGACCACCAUGAGGAUCAAGCUUCAGUCAAACAGUCCCUAAUUUCAUCCUAUAAGAAGAACUUAUAUCCUGCUCUUAAAGAAGUGAUUCAGCAACACAACAGUGACCCAGGGGUUUUAACAUCAGGAACACCAAGACGUUCAGAUAACCAAUGGAACACUAGCUGGUGGGAGCAAUUCAAGGUGCUGCUUAAGAGGGGUUUACAAGAGAGGAGGCAUGAAUCCUUUUCUGCGUUAAGGAUUUUCCAAGUCUUGUCUGUAUCCAUUCUGUCAGGACUUCUUUGGUGGCACUCUGAUCCUUCACACAUACAAGAUCAGGUAGGACUACUUUUCUUCUUCUCCAUCUUCUGGGGGUUCUUCCCUCUCUUUAAUGCCAUCUUUGCAUUUCCUCUGGAGAGACCAAUGCUGAUAAAAGAAAGAUCAUCAGGCAUGUACCAUCUCUCCUCCUACUAUGUUGCCAGGAUGGUUGGGGACCUACCAAUGGAGCUUGUGCUUCCUACUAUCUUUGUAACUAUCACCUAUUGGAUGGGUGGUCUCAAGCCUUCACCAGUUACAUUUGUGUUAACCCUCUUGAUCAUGCUUUUCAAUGUGCUAGUCUCUCAAGGAAUAGGCCUAGCACUUGGGGCCAUACUCAUGGAUGUGAAGCAGGCCACAACUCUAGCUUCAGUGACCAUGCUGGUGUUUCUGUUAGCUGGUGGUUACUACAUUCAGCAAAUGCCUUCUUUUAUAGCUUGGUUGAAGUACAUUUCUUUCAGUCACUACUGUUAUAAGCUUCUGGUAGGAGUCCAGUAUUCAGCAAACGAUGUCUACGAGUGUGGACCAGGGUUGCAUUGUAGGAUAAGGGAUUUUCCUGCCAUAAAGUGUCUGGGGAGGCUUGAUAAUAUGUGGGGAGAUGUGGCUGCAUUGACUGUAAUGUUUAUUGGAUACAGAAUUGUUGCAUAUCUAGCUUUGAGGAUGGGGCAUCCUCAUUGACUAAGGUUAAGUGAUUAUUAGAUUCAAAUUGUAAGGAGAGUAUCUUAAAUCCUGGUGAUUAAUUGGCAAUGAAUGAAACAAACAAAAUUUGUAGAAAUAUAGUCCAAAUUUUUUACGGAGAAAAACCAGCUGUACCAGUUACACUUUAUCUA